AUGUCGCAUGCACAGGAUCCCACCAUUGGCGACGACGAGCUUGCUACAACUGCCACCGCCGGCUACAAGGUUGGCGAGAAAAAGUCGCUCGCUGAAUACUCGCAGCUGGAUGCGGAAGACGAGUCGCUAGCAAGAUGGAAGGCAAGCCUCGGAAUUGGCGCUUCCACCAGCGCCGUCGACCCAAAUGCUCCUAAGCUCUCACUACACAGUCUCUCCCUAGUAUCGCCAACAGCACCUGGCGGAAGCAUCUCGAUCAACCUCCAGCAGCCCAAAGAGCAGCUUGCACAGAUCAAGCAGAACCCCCUCUCGGUCAAGGAGGGCGUCGAGUACAGUGUCAAGAUUCGGUUCAGCGUGGGAAGCGACAUUCUCUCGGGUCUCAAGUACGUUCAGGUGGUCAAGCGGGCCGGCAUCAAGGUCGACAAGAUGGAAGAGAUGAUCGGAUCCUACGGUCCACGACCCGAGCCAUAUGAAAAGACGUUUGCUUCCAGUGAGGCACCCAGCGGUAUGAUGGCUCGUGGCAACUACAGCGUACGCAGUCGUGUGGUCGAUGACGACAACCACGUUUUUGCCGACUGGGAGUGGGCUUUCAAGAUCGCCAAGGACUGGUAA
Messenger RNA from Mycosarcoma maydis (corn smut), 609 nucleotides. Its product is annotated as putative rho GDP dissociation inhibitor. Bases 1 to 609 code for a protein of 202 amino acids. Gene Ontology annotation, biological process: Rho protein signal transduction. Lineage: Eukaryota; Fungi; Basidiomycota; Ustilaginomycetes; Ustilaginales. Gene Ontology annotation, cellular component: cytosol; membrane; cytoplasm. Gene Ontology annotation, molecular function: Rho GDP-dissociation inhibitor activity; protein binding. The transcript has 4 exons. The record is from RefSeq and is a predicted model, not a curated record.